CUUUUGGCAAGAAAGAAAUAACUUCUCCCGGAACCAACAAAACCAGAAGUGAUAUAUGUACCGCAAGAAAGAAUAUCCUAAAGAAGUAGCAUCAGCAGCAUUCAAGCGUAACUCGAACCAGAAUAUUCCAGGAAUUUGCUGCUGCGGAAUGUCGAACAGCGAAGAGCAGGUGGAGGACGCGGGCGCCAAUGGAGGAGACUCGUUCCGCGAAGUGAAGCGGCGGUUCAAGGACAGAUCGAAGGUGCGCGAAGCUUGGAAAGUGGCCCGGACGAAGGAGAUGACGAAGCAGAUGAUCUCCAAGCAAGCCGAGAGGAUCGCUCAGCGAGCCGAGGAGCACGAGCGAUUCAUUAACAAGGUGACGCAUCUAUUAGGUGUCCUCGGGUUUGGUGGGUUUUGCUACCUGCUUGGAGCCAGACCACAAGAUGUUCCUUACGUAUACUGUCUGUUCUAUGUGAUUUUUGUCCCCCUCCGGUGGAUAUACUAUCGGUUCAAGAAAUGGCAUUACUACCUAUUGGACUUCUGCUACUAUGCCAACACUAUCUUCUUGGUCGAUCUUCUUCUAUAUCCGAAAAAUGAAAAGCUUUUUAUGGUUUGCUUCUCGUUUGCCGAGGGACCACUGGCAUGGGCAUUGAUUGUCUGGCGUUGUAGCUUGGUGUUUAGUUCAGUUGAUAAAAUUGUUAGUGUGCUCAUUCACCUUUUACCAGGAUUAGUUUUUUUUACCAUAAGAUGGUGGAAUCCCGCCACAUUUGCUGCCAUGCAUCCUGAAGGAACAGCACGAAGAGUCUCGUGGCCGUACGUGGAAGACAAGUCCUAUCUCUGGACUUGGCUGUUUCUGGUUCCCUUAGUUGCUUAUACUCUUUGGCAGGUUCUCUAUUUUCUCAUAGUGAAUGUUCUACGUCGACAAAGACUGUUGAGAGAUCCUGAAGUUAUGACUUCUUAUAGGGAACUGUCUAAGAAGGCACAGAAAGCAAACAACAUAUGGUGGCGUUUGAGUGGCUUACUAGGGGAUAACAACCGGCUUCUCAUGUACACUCUGCUUCAAGGAAUAUUUACCGUGGCGACCAUGGCGCUCGCUGUCCCCAUCUUUUUGUCUUAUAGACUGCACGUGGUCUUCCAAAUACUAAAGGUGUCUGCAACAAUUUGGAACGGCGGAAGCUUCCUCUUGGAGGUUAUGCCAAGGCAGGUCAUUCUCAAGGAGAAGAAGAAAACGGAGACGCGACAAGGACAAAACGAGCAGGAACAAGCCCCCGUUGCAAAGGACAAUCCUCCCAGCACAGUUAACUGCACCGAAACGCACCAAUCGUAGUGCACAUCGGUAAACCUCGAGACUCGAAUCUUCAUCACUUGUAGAACUUCCAUCGUGGCGAUGUGUCAGCUGCCCGAUGGUUGCGAGCAUGUUAAGCUCGCCCAGCAAUGCUGAUUUGUUCCGGCUAGUCCAAGGUUGCAUCCUUUACUGAUUCCUUUCUUUUAGAGAGUUUCUUAUUCACUGGAGUGUAAGAGAAGGUUAUCAUGGAGGUGAAUUCCAAGUUUUGUCGCCAAGGUUUGGACGUGAAUGUCCUCUAAGCUUCAGAAAAAAGCCGGGACAUAUGUUGAAUUGUGUGAGUAGCCUAGAAAAGAAAUUAAUCAAGAUGUUGUCAAGCUUUUGCUCGUAUUAGUAGAGUUAGUAGAAAGCAAAUCAAUUGCCUGUUUA
Molecule: messenger RNA, 1690 nt
Organism: Syzygium oleosum
Lineage: Eukaryota; Viridiplantae; Streptophyta; Magnoliopsida; Myrtales; Myrtaceae
Product: glycerophosphocholine acyltransferase 1
Exons: 9
Coding region: 56-1306 (416 amino acids)
Biological process (GO): phosphatidylcholine biosynthetic process
Source: RefSeq, a predicted model, not a curated record